This is a messenger RNA of Diaporthe citri, 1191 nucleotides long. RefSeq lists its product as uncharacterized. Lineage: Eukaryota; Fungi; Ascomycota; Sordariomycetes; Diaporthales; Diaporthaceae. Gene Ontology annotation, molecular function: FAD binding; monooxygenase activity. The record is from RefSeq and is a predicted model, not a curated record. The transcript is spliced from 5 exons. Gene Ontology annotation, biological process: secondary metabolite biosynthetic process. The coding region runs from base 1 to 1191 and encodes 396 amino acids.
AUGCCACAAUCCCCGGUCCCUCCUCCUCUCUCUUCACCUGCCGCACUUGACGUGCUCGUAGUCGGUGGUGGGCUCUGCGGCUUGGCUGUGGCUAUCUCCGUGGCACUUUCAGGAAACCGGGCGACCGUUUUUGAGGCUUUCGGGACUAUCCACCCGUUCGGCUCUGGACUUCACGUCUCGCCCAACGGAACCAGGUUACUAUCGAGGUGGGGCGUGGAUGAUAUCCUGAAGCCGGUGAUAACAGCUCCCGGGACAUUGCAGAUACAUGAUUUCAAUGGUGAACUUCUCGCUAGUCGAGAUAAUUACGACGAGCAGGUUCUUCAUCGCUACCAAUUCCCGCUGUGGACGUUGCAUCGCGUUGAUUUGCAGCGUGGUCUGACUCGCAGAGCUACCGAUCUGGGAGUCGAAAUACACUACUCUUCUCGCAUUACAGACAUUGACAGCUCCAAGCCCACCAUCACUUUCGAAAAUGGCGAGAAGCGGCAGGGGGACCUCGUGGUAGUUGCAGAUGGAACCUGGUCGACUCUAAGACGAAAGGUGCUGGGGCAGGAGAUUAUACCUCAGCCAGCCGGGUACACGGCAUACCGCAUAACUGUUGACCGGGGACAAGUUCGGGAUAGUGAUCUCUGGGACUUCAUGAGCUCUGCGCAAAACCGACUCAACAUCUCUUCAGGGAGUGCAAGCACUAGUGCUGUCAUUGAGGAACUGAAGAAGCUUGCAGAGAGCUGGGAUCCCCUUUUAACGGCAAUAUUCAACGCGGCGCAGCGAGUGAACAAGUGGCAGUUAGUGCAUGUGCCUCCGCCGCCCACCAUGAUCUCCCCAGAGGCGACAUGCGUGCUUGCGGGUGACUGCUGUCAUUCACUUCCUCCUUUCCUGGCACAGGGUCUCAACCUUGGGUUGGAAGAUGCUGCGACACUUGGCCACCUGCUGAGCCAUAUAGCGCUUCCAAACCAGCUGUCAAAAGCGCUAGUAUUGUACGAUCGGCUAAGGAAGGAUAGAGUUGAGAGACUUCUCGACGAGACAUGCAUUCAGAUUGACAAGUUGCGUGAGCUUCAAGAACACUCCCAUGGGGAGCCCGUGGAAAGUUCAAGUACAGUGCAUGAUUGGGUUGGUUCUUUUGAACAGGAAUGGAUUUGGUCUUACGAUGCAUAUGAUGAGACCGAAAAGGCAUAUGCAGACGAGCCAUUCUGA